This is a messenger RNA of Didymodactylos carnosus, 291 nucleotides long. Lineage: Eukaryota; Metazoa; Rotifera; Eurotatoria; Philodinida; Philodinidae. The record is from the annotation of a GenBank genome assembly.
AUGACAGCAGAUAAGACGACUGAAAAAACUAAACUAAACGAAGAGCAAGAAAUAUUAUUAGAUUUAACCAAUAAUAUGAAACUGAAUCACAUUCAUACUACAAUGCAGUUGCUCUAUUCAUUACCAUCUCAAAUAUUAAACAAAACAGCACACAUUCAAAAUAUUAUUAAUCAACAAUAUAAAACAGAAUAUGAAAAAACAACAAUCGAUUUUAUUAUUGAUUUUAUAUCCCACGAUCCAAUAUUUCAAUCUUAUUUUCCACUUCAACUAGAAAUACCCGUUUUAAUCUAG